AAAGAGUCAAGGAGGAAAAUUUGAAGGACCUCAUCUGCAAAACAUUAAAAUACGGAAAAAUAAUACGAACUUUUCGCGCCUUUGGUUUACUUUCGAAUUCUGCAGUCUCCAAUUCCAUAGGGUUCGAUCCAGAGACUGAAGAGUGCAACAAUGGUGGACGAAGAAGCUCGAAUCUCUGUUGUGAUCGAUCCUCUUGCUGCUUAUUCUGGUAUCUAUCUCUUUCCGAGCGCAUUUGGCACUUUUCCGGAUCCGUCGAAGCCACAUGGUAUUGGAACCGACCUUGACGCCAUCCACAACCACCUCAAAUCCAUGGUCUCAAGAAAUCCUAGUAAACUUAAAGAGCAGGCCAGAUCAAUUUUAGACGGUAACUCAAAUUUGAUGCAAUCUGAAGCUGCAACGUUUCUUGCGAACAAUGAGAAAAAGGAGGAAGCUACGGUGAAGGCAGAGGAAAACCCACAAGAAAGAAGGCCGGCCUUAAACCGUAAGCGGGCUAGGUUUUCUUUAGAAUCUGAUGCUAGACAACCUCCUGUGAGCUUGGAACCAAAAAUUGACAUUAAACAAUUGAAAGACCCAGAGGAGUUCUUUUUGGCCUACGAAAGGCUCGAAAAUGCCACAAGAGAAAUUCGAAAACAGACGGGAGCAGUUUUGAAGGACUUGAACCUACAAAAUCCAUCCACGAAUAUACGCCAUCGUAGACCAGGAAUUCUUGGGAGGUCUGUCAGGUACAAGCAUCAAUAUUCGUCAAUAAAAUCUGAAAAUGAUCAGAAUGUAGAACCCUCGCAAGUGACAUUUGAAUCAGGUAAUAUCAGUGUAUCAAUACCGGGCACAGAAAAAGAUUCAAGGCCUAUAAUUAACUCAGAAAAUAAAACUGAUGAAGAUGUAUCCUUUGAGGAUGAGGAGGGGGGGGGGGGGGGGGAGGAGUUCUUUGCUUCAAUAGCCAAGGUAGAGAACAAAGUGGAUAAAAUUUUGGAUGAAUUACUCUCUGCUAAUUGUGAAGAUCUAGAAGGCGAUCGAGCUAUCAACAUGUUACAGGAAAGCUUGCAGAUUAAACCCAUUAAUUUAGAGAAAUUAAACCUUCCAGAUUUAGAAGCCACUCGAACAGUGAAUUUGAAAUCUUCGACAGGCAAUCUGCCAAAGCGUAGUUUCAGUGUGGACAAUCAGUUACAAAUGUUAGAAACUCUGAAAUCUAAGCAGGAUGAUGAAAAUUCGGUUCUUUGUACGCCACCCUCAAUGAGAAGUCCACUGGCAUCAUUAUCAGCCCUGAAUGGACAAAUUUUGCUUUCAAAGUCAUCAUGUGUUCCAUUUUCAGCUCAGGACAUUGACCAAUCACCAGCAAGAAAUCCUUCCCUUUUUGAACUCAGUAAUCACUUGUCGGAUGCAGUUGGUAUUGCAGAGCAGUCAAGUGUUUCUAAAUUAAAGUCACUUUUAACCAAAGAUGGGGGGGCUGUAGCUAAUGGAAUCAAGUCGCCCAAAGUCCUUAUUGGAGAUGCUGAUUCCAUAUGUAAAAUAUCUUCGAGUAAUGUUUCAAAAGUAUACCAAGUUGGCGGCUUUGCUGCCUUAAGUGGAACUCAAGCUUGCAUGGAAGCUAAGGAUAUUAGUGGCAGCUGUGCAGAAGUGGAAGCAAAUGAGAAAUUGAGUUGUUUCGAAGCUCAAGAAGAUGCUGUGGCUAAUGCAACUAAUGCGUCCGAUGACGAGAUGGAAGAUCACGCAGGAUCAGCUUCUGAGCAACCAAGCACAUCCAAGGUGGAUAGGAUCAAAGGGUACCCGGUUGGAAUUCAGAGUCAGUUGGAUCAAUCAACUGCUACUUGUCCUGAAAAUAUUGUGGAUGGGCCGUUUCGGAGCAGUGGAACAGAUCACCUUGAUAAGGUCAAGCCCAAAUCUCGUGCAAGCAAAGAACGCAAAGGCAAAAAGAUUUGCGGGAGGCAAAGCCUUGCAGGGGCUGGAACAACGUGGCAAUGUGGGAUGAGAAGAAGUACCAGGUUCAAAACACGACCGUUGGAGUACUGGAAAGGUGAAAGGCUGUUGUAUGGACGCGUACAUGAGAGUAAGCCUGGCAACAGUAAUCGGAUUGAAGUAUGUGUCUCCAGCAAAAGGCAACGGCCAACCAACUCUGAAGGUGAAGUCUUUAGUCUCUGAUAAGUACAAAGAUCUCGUUGAGUUAGCAGCUCUCCACUGAGGGUCGUGUAGCUUUUUGGAUUUUGCAUGUAAAUAGAGCAUCUAGUCUUGCCUUAUACUAAACCAAAAAAUUGUACAUGGGCUUGGUCUGAAUAGAAUUCGUCCGUAUAGUUCGGUUCGGUGAUCGGUUUCGUUGAUUUUCGUUCCUUUUUCGAGUUGAGGGAUUUUAAUAUUCAGUCUCUUAAUUGAGGGGAUAUACCAAAUCCAAUUGGUUUGAGUGAUGGUUGUUUUGUGGAGGAUUAAUAUGUUGGUACAGCAUUUUCACACCACUACAGCACAAGAUCGAAAUAUGAAAUUUCUACCUUUCAUUU
Cucurbita moschata (crookneck pumpkin) is the source of this 2486-nucleotide messenger RNA. RefSeq names its product centromere protein C-like. Gene Ontology annotation, cellular component: kinetochore. The record is from RefSeq and is a predicted model, not a curated record. Gene Ontology annotation, molecular function: centromeric DNA binding. The transcript is spliced from 11 exons. NCBI's taxonomy places the organism in Eukaryota, Viridiplantae, Streptophyta, Magnoliopsida, Cucurbitales, Cucurbitaceae. Gene Ontology annotation, biological process: spindle attachment to meiosis I kinetochore; kinetochore assembly; attachment of mitotic spindle microtubules to kinetochore. Bases 151 to 2136 code for a protein of 661 amino acids.